This is a messenger RNA of Nylanderia fulva, 4801 nucleotides long. The record is from RefSeq and is a predicted model, not a curated record. Lineage: Eukaryota; Metazoa; Arthropoda; Insecta; Hymenoptera; Formicidae.
CCGACGACGACGAGGACGACGCCGACACCGACGACGAGGAGGCCGAUCAGCAGGUACGGCCCGGCGAAUAUCGCCGAAUGCGCACGGUUUGACGCGCGAGGUCACACGGUGACUUAUACUCGAAUACAGGGCAGUGGCAGUGGCAUGCCCCGAUCCGCGGCGCGGCCGCAGUGUUCCAAGAGUCGGCACGACGCACGAAUCGCACCGCUGCGGCGCGCGCGCGCGCGAGAGAUACACACGACGACGACGACGACGACGACGACGACGACGCAGCAGCAGCAGCAGCAGCGGCGACCGAGGAGAGACCACGAAGUUGCGUCGCCGAAACGUGUUCUGCUGACUGGAGUUUUCCGGGCCUCUUCCUCCUCCUUCUCCUUGAACUUCCACCAACCCUUCUCUCUCUCUCUCUCUUUUCUGUACUAUUGAAAAUCGCGGUCGACGGAGAAGACCCAGAGGCUAGACGACGGUGAAACGACACAGUGUACCGUCGAGGGAGGGAAAUAGGGAAAAUAUGCGAACCGAUCGGGUGCAACGUUAGACCGUCGUUCUAGUACCUCGUAGAGGAGGAGGUGGGAGAGACCGACGUAUACGUGUGCGGUCAGAGGUGGUGCACGGAUAUCGUGUGUAGGCGGAUCGGUGGCAAAGGCGGUGGAAGAGGCGAACCAGCGGUUUUGCCUACCGCGCGCGGUCACCGCAGUGUGCGAAUUCGCUCCGAUUGUUUGCUCCGAUUUGUCCGGGUGGUGCACGUCGUAAUCGAGGAGCGCGAGCAGUAAAGUGGUAGUAACCCUGACCUGACCCCCGCGCGCGCUACGCACCUCGGGCUCGCGCUCACGUUUUGUCAUCAGUAUCCCCGCGAGACUCACGGUGUGUGCGCGUGCAACAAACACAUCGGCGAGUUCUUCUCCGUCCGCGCCGCGCCGCGCGUCUCACAUACGUAACCGGGCUUAUUGACGAUCGAUCGAUCUCGCGAGCGCGACAACCGAUAUACGCGUCGCGUAAUAAUCAGCGAUCGGUGACGGGGAGUAGUACACGAGUUAUCGUUCCGCGAGUGUCCGCGGGGAAUCCGCUGGCUAUCAUCGUUCUCGUACAUCAGCCCUUCACGUGAAAAUCUUGUGAGUUUUUAGUGCGACACCGCUCGCGAAGGACGUGGAUUCUUCAGUUUUGUUUGGAUUCAGGGUGGCAAAACAUAUCGUGUAUACGCUCUACACGCUCUUCCCUCUUCCCGCCCUCCACCACCCUCUUGCUCCUCAGUCUCUGCGAUACGAUCCGCGGAGCGACCUCGUAUCGUAGUCGUGUGUGUGUGGUAGUGGAAAGCAAAAGGUAGUCGCGCGCGCGCUGCGUUGCGUAUUUGGGAGGAUUCCAAGUGGUCCAGCAGUGUGUUUCCGUCGAGAAGAUCGAAAUUAUGUUCGCCAGGGGGUAGCCCCCGGACAAAACGCAUACGAGAACGGUGGUUCGAGCGACCGCGGGAAAGGUGGUCGAGAAGAGCAACUUCAGUUACGAGCUGCGCUUCGCGUUGAAGCGCCGUGACGACGAUGACACUGUUGGUCGCCGAGUAAGCUUGGCAAUUCUCUUCGACAAUCGAGAGGAUGCCACGGGGACAGAGUCGCUGCCGAAUUGUACCGGGGCGACGCGACAUCAGCGGGAUCUAAAAGAGCAUUUCCGAGUGUACGGUUUCGUGAUAAGAAGACGUGGAGACACGAGAGCGAGAAAAAAGGAAGGGCUUCAGGAAAAAUAGAUCGAGGCGGUGAAAAUAGAAGGUGAAACGCAGCGAAGAAUAGGAAGUCUGACGAGAGAAAUAAAAAGGAAGGUGCAGAGAGUACAGAGGGGAGACACGCGACGAAGAGGAUCAUCGCGCGACGUGGCCUCUCGAUUUCCGGGGUCUCUCUCUCUUCGUGGGUGUUUUUACGCGUACGACCGUGGAUCGAUAGUUUGUCCCGCGAGCUCGUGCUGGACAGAAACGACGACGAGUCACCCUACGUGGAAGAGUCACGCGCGAUCCUCUCGCGUUCAACGACAACGACACCCUCGUGCUGCGAGAGAAGAAGAAGAACAAGUUUCCGAACGGGCCUAGCUGAAAGUGCUGCUUAACGCGACGAUUGAACGCAACGUCGAGCGGACACCAGAAGCUUCGCGGUGAUUUAUGGGGGACUACAGCACGACGAGUCUCUUUUCCAGUAUCUUGACCAGCCCGAAACCUAGUGCGACCACAAGCAAUAGCGGCACUGGCAGCGGUAAUAGCAAUAGCAGCAACAGCAGCAGUAAUAACGCCAUCGGCAGCGCCGCCGUCACCAUAACAACAUCCACGAUGCAGGACGAUCUGCUGAUCGAGAAGCAAGCGACCGGCAAACCAGCUCCGCUCUCGCCGAGCAGCGCUCUGGAUACAGUUGCCGGACAAGACAAGUCGAAGGACGCGAUCGAAGCGGAGAAUAUCGCCAUCACCCCGACGACGCCCUCGUCAACGGACAAGGACAUUACGUGUAGCACGACCUCGGCUCUGCAAGGCUUCGCCGAUCCCGGUGGUCGCGUGCCCAGCCUCUGGUCCGCACCGGACGACAGCGGGCUGCACACCGCGUUACCAGUCAACGGCUCGAUCGCCGCUUUUCAGAACUUUCCGGCUGGUGGACCCGCGGGCCUGUUCGCCAGCACUGGUGCCGCUGCCGCCGCGGCCGCGGUUUCGACCGGCACACGUCGUGCCAUCACGGCUAGCCAUAAUUUCCCUCAGCAACAACCGCAGCAACAGCACGGUAACGCGGGUGCACCCACGGGCACCAGGCACGGCGGUCUGCAAGUGUCCUCGGCGCAACAGCAGCAGCAGCAACAGCAGCAGCAGCAACACCAGCAGCAGCAGCAGCAGCAACAACAACCGCCGCCGACAUCGCAUCCGGGAGUCUACCUGCCCGGGAAGGGCUACGCUGCGUGGUCGGGAGGUCCCCAGGCACCGCAGCAGUGGGGCGCGGGCCCGCAAGCGGCCGCCGCGGUCGCCAGUCCGGGCCUGUCACCUUGGAAUCGCGGCAGAUCCGUGCCUAAUCUACCACCGUUGCACUCGUCCUUGCACGCUGCCGCGGCGGUGGCGGCCGGUCUUCAGGGUCGCAAGCCCAGUCCGACGUUUCCGGGCCAUCCGGGCCCGGCAGCGGCGCAUCCCUCCUGCAUCAGCCCGGUCAAGUUCCGUCGGAGCACCUCGUACCCCGGCAAGGGCAACAUAUAUCCGCCUCAGCCGGCGCCGACCUUCGAGGUCACCACCGCCGAAGAGAGGGAUUUACUGCAGCUACCACCGUUCCAGCAGGAUCGUAUGACGGCUAAUGGAAACUCACCGUUAGACAACAUGAGGACCUUGGAACACUAUCUGAGCGAUAUUAUGCGAGCCGGUGCAGCAGAUACUCCGGAGCAUCUGAAAGGAUUCAUCAACUGUAACGCCGCCAACACUCUGCAGUCGCUCGCGCAGCUACAUGGCAAAUCCCCGUUCUUCCCGAGUCUCGAGGAGCAAAGCGGUACCUUGCUAGAAGAUCCGAAUGCGCCGAGUCAGCUGGACGGCGUCGGAGUAGGCGUCGGAGUUGGCGUAGGCGUAGGCGGCGGCAUAACGGCGUCCCAAGCGGCGCCUCUAUCAUCGCCGAGUCGAAGCAGUCCACACAGUCAGGGCAGUGAAACUGGCGAACGUUUCUCCAGGAAAGUCUUCGUCGGCGGACUACCGCCUGACAUCGACGAAGAUGAAAUCACAGCCAGUUUCCGUCGCUUUGGUCCGUUGGUCGUAGACUGGCCACACAAGGCAGAAAGCAAAUCCUACUUCCCACCGAAGGGCUACGCGUUCCUGCUUUUCCAGGACGAGGGCUCGGUGCAGCAGUUGAUAGACGCCUGCAUCCAGGACGAGGACAAGCUUUAUCUGUGUGUGAGCUCGCCCACGAUCAAGGAUAAGCCUGUGCAGAUACGACCAUGGCGACUUAGCGACGCCGAUUUUGUGCUGGACGCCUCCAUGCCGCUGGAUCCGCGAAAGACGGUCUUCGUUGGCGGGGUACCGCGACCUCUCAAGGCCGUGGAACUUGCCAUGAUCAUGGAUCGGCUUUACGGCGGUGUCUGCUACGCCGGUAUCGAUACCGAUCCCGAGCUCAAGUAUCCCAAAGGAGCCGGCCGAGUCGCUUUCAGUAAUCAGCAAAGCUACAUAGCUGCCAUCUCGGCCAGAUUCGUACAGCUGCAGCACGGCGACAUUGACAAAAGGGUGGAUAAGAUCAUAAGUGCGAUGAGAGCACGCGAUUGGAAGAAAAAAGUCGAAGUCAAACCGUACGUUCUAGACGAUCAAAUGUGUGACGAGUGUCAAGGCCAGCGCUGCGGAGGCAAAUUUGCACCGUUUUUCUGCGCCAAUGUCACCUGCCUACAGUACUAUUGCGAGCAUUGCUGGGCAACUAUUCACUCCCGCCCAGGUCGGGAGUUCCACAAGCCGCUGGUGAAGGAAGGCGCGGAUCGGCCUCGGGCCGUGCCUUUCCGCUGGUGUUAACCCCAGCUGCGUUGUCCCUAAUUAUCUCGCAGCCCUAGCUAAUUAACUACCACUUCUACCAAUAUUCCCCACCCUCCCUCACGUGCCCCAACCAACCCUCACCUCCCCCGCCCCCUGCCCUUCUUUCAUUACUUACUUAUUUACCUACAAGGAACACAGCCUCAAAACCGCUAUUACUACUUACGCUAUUACCACUCGAUCGUCACGUACUACCACUACUCUAUUCUACUACCACUAUUACUACUACUACUACUACUACUAUUACUACUACUACUACUACUACUACUACUUACUACUACUACCACAACUAUUAUU